Ictalurus punctatus (channel catfish) is the source of this 4435-nucleotide messenger RNA. It is a transcript of the gene epn3a, whose product is annotated as epsin 3a. The record is from RefSeq and is a predicted model, not a curated record. The transcript has 11 exons. Gene Ontology annotation, molecular function: clathrin binding; phospholipid binding. Lineage: Eukaryota; Metazoa; Chordata; Actinopteri; Siluriformes; Ictaluridae. Gene Ontology annotation, cellular component: clathrin vesicle coat; plasma membrane; endosome. Gene Ontology annotation, biological process: endocytosis. The coding region runs from base 1808 to 3703 and encodes 631 amino acids.
CAUGUACAUCUAAAUAUGUAUAUAAACACGAACUAUUACAAAUAAUCUACGUGGGAUAAUAAACUGUUUAGAUAACUAUGACAGAAACUCUGGCCAGGUCGCUUUUAAAAAGGAAUACUUUCGGUUUUCUUUACGGCGUGGAUUCAACACCGAGGUUUCUGGAAAUCAAAAAUAGCAUUCGUUUUUGCCGUAGAGAAUUAUUUUAUUUUUAAAACCCGAUCGACUGACCAGAAGCAAUGUGAUACCAAUGUUAAACGGUGGUAUAUGCUCCUUAAGUCAGUCUGAUUUAUUUUUAGAAAUUAGUAUUUGGUCUGUAAAUGUGAUGUUCAUGCCAUCUUGGGAUUGGUGUGCCAUUUGUCUUGACCCCUUGGGUAGGAAUACUCUGAGAUACUACAAAUAUUCUACUAUGAAACUGGCUAAAAGUGGAGUGAAAAGCAAUUCAAUGACCUUCCCAGUGCAUUAUGGGAACGGUUUCGUUUGUCGCCAUUUUACCUGAGACAGUAUUAUCGUGACAAAACACCCUGUACCCUGUAAGCAGACUUUGGGUGAGAGUGUCUGUGGGUGUUUUUAAUGAAUCGCAGCAUUUACAUCUUUAACCAUUUAACAUCAAGGGUUCAGGGGCGACUUUCUAAUAAACUGUAACUGCAGCACCUACAGUAUCAGUCACAUGAUCACAACGCAGCCCUGAUUCAGAGCCAGAGUUUCACAGAGGAUGUGCUCUCUUAUCGAUCACGGAAAGAUACUUCUCCUUCGUGCAGUCCGCUGAGACUGCUGUUAUGAUCUGCCAGUAAAGCUCAUGUGUUCUACACCACAUUCGUUCCAUUAAGCCAGAACUCAUUUGUCAGGCUUAUUCGGGAAGAAAACCGCCUGGAAGUUGAGCUGUAGUUUCAGUAAGCGUUUUAUAACCACAGAACUGACCAGAUCUUCAGAACUCCAGAAUUUCAGCCCUUCAACUUGGAAAAAACGAAGAAAACUGGAUUAGUUUAGCUAGAUUAAGUUGUCUGAGAUAACGGCACGCUCCCAUUUUGCCUGGGCGGGGCAGAUGUAGCAAGACUCAAAACGAUGCCAAUUGUAGGCAUGUUGAACAGUUUGCAAUUCGUUCGCGUGAACGAUACGGAAGUCUGGAGAGGACAAAAGUAAAAGUGUCUUAUUCGUGUUGACGUAAUUUCUACUGAAACUGUAAGUCAGGGUGGGACAUAUUGUAGCUCCUCCCCCUUUAAAAAAAAAUAGCCAAUCGCGUUUAGCAUACUUCACAGCUCGGGGUGAGCCGUACUUGACGGUUAGUGUAGUGGAUUUUUAUAAUGUUGGGGGCGGGACGUUUCAGAUUCUAGAGAGCGUUUGAUUGGAGAGAAAAUCUGAUGUGAUGCUGAAGUGCAGGAUGAUGUCAUUUGAACGCACGCACUUUGAACGCACGCACAACCCGACUUCCUUUUCAUAUCUCAGGAUGUCAUCUGGACGUCACCCACACUGAAACAGUAAACUUUACGUUUCGACCUCUAAAUGGCCAACUGUGUUUACCUUUACACGUGCAUAUUUGAAACUGGUUAAGCCAGUCAGAUACCAUAAGCUACUACAGUCAGCUUCCUCCAUGGAUACAGAUGGCAGUGCUGGUAAAAUGGUGGCAAUGUGACAUACUCGUUACACUCUUCUGUUCAUAGCCUAGAGGACUCCGAUGCACUUUUCUGAAUUUGGGCGACGCGGUCCUCUUCGAUCCUCAAAGCGACACUGAAUCGUCUCUGUACCCCGAGCUCUCUUAAAAAGCCGAGCAGAGAGGCAACGUUGUCCCGCUAACGCCGAUCAGAACACCAUGACGACUUCGUCCUUGCGCCGCUCCGUCAAGAACAUCGUAAACAACUACACGGAGGCGGAGAUCAAAGUGCGAGAAGCGACCUCCAACGACCCGUGGGGUCCUUCGGGUUCGCUCAUGAUCGAGAUCGCCGAGCUGACUUUCAACGUGGUGGCCUUCGCCGAGGUCAUGGGUAUCAUCUGGAAGCGCAUGAACGACCACGGCAAGAACUGGCGUCACGUCUACAAGGCGCUGACGCUGCUGGAUUAUCUGGUGAAGACGGGCUCGGAGCGCGUGGCUCAGCAAUGCAGGGAGAACAUCCACACCAUCCAGACGCUCCGGGACUUCCAGUACAUAGACCGUGAUGGCCAGGACCAGGGCGUGAAUGUGCGUGAGAAGGCCAAGCAGCUCGUUUCUUUGCUCCAAGACAAAGAGAAACUGAAGCAAGAGAGGGGCCAGGCUCAGACGACACGUGAGCGCAUGGCCCGUACCGGAAACGUCAUGGCGUACGGCUCCAUGCCUCCGCCCUACUCGGGAAGCCGCACCAGCCAACCCAGCAUGGCGGCCGUCCACGGGGACACGUACGGCCGAUCUCGAGGCUCGCCCCCCUCGUUCAACUUGUCCACUUCGCCCCCUCAUCUGGCCCCGGAGCUGGAGCAGGCGCGCCCGCAGACCAGCGGCGAGGAAGAGCUACAACUGCAGCUGGCGUUGGCCAUGAGCCGAGAGGAGAGCGAGAAGCCGCCUCCUCCUGUGGAUAUCGACGAACAGACACAACUCCAGAUUGCAAUGAGCCUCAGUAAGGAGGAGGCCCAAAAGAAGCCUCCGCCUGUCGUCACCUUAGACAUGGACGAAGAGACGCAGCUCCAGAUUGCUCUGAGCCUCAGUAAGGAGGAACAUCAGCAGGAGGAGCGAAGUCGCCUGGGAGAUGAGUCGUUGCUCCAGAAAGCCCUUGAAGAGAGUAAACGCGAAAUGGAAGCUAAAGCAGGAGGGUCUGCCAUGUUGGAUCUGCUGGAUAUUUUUGCUCCAGACUCUGAAGCGCCACCUGGUGCCAACCCGUGGGAUCCGGCUGGAGCCGGUGGUCAAGCGCAGGCUGUGGGACCGCUGAGGGUCGACCCGUGGGAUUCUCUGGAGCCAAGCUCCUCAACUCGAGGUCCUGGCAGCUCCUGGGCAGCACCUUCCAGUCUUCACUCUCAGCCCUGGGACACUCGGUCACGUCCUCCUGACCCAUGGGAAGCUCCUCAGAACGCCCCCAGUCCUGUUCCCUCGAGUCAGACAUGGCCCUCAACUGUUGCCCCUGCAGCCACAGGAAUAGACCCUUUCUCUCCUCUAACAGCAGACAAAAAAGGGUCUGCUGUCCCAGUCAAAUGCUCAUCACCACGGCCUGGAAGUCCCACAGAUGGAGAUUUUUUUGAUGACGCCAUGGAUGGAGGUCAAGUGAACGUUAACGGGCGUAGUGAAGGAAGUCCGGAAUUGUUUGACUUGUCUCGUUUGGGAGAAAGUUUAGCAGAGCCGGCGUCUCGGACCUGUCGCACUCCGGAAGCCUUCCUGGGCCCCGUAGCGGCCUCGCUCGUCAAUCUCGACUCCUUGAUCCCGCCGAAUCAGGCUCCUAAGAACUUAAACCCGUUUUUAACAGGUCUGAGCGCUCCUUCGGUCACAAAUCCAUUCCAAAGCGAGCAGCCACGGCUCACGCUCAAUCAGAUGCGUCCUACCUCCACGUCCCCCACUCCCAGCUCGCUGCAGUACAGCGCCUCUCUGCCUCUGCCUGCGAGUAAUCAGCCUUUGUCCUUACCCAGCUCCUUCACCCAGCCUUCAGAGGGACACGUUAACAUGCCUGGGAACCUGCCUCAACCGCUGCUACCGCUCUCGUCCACAUCCGCACACGGACAACCAGAUCAGAGUCAGAACCCGUUCCUCUGAAGGUUGGCGUGAGCGGUGCUUCACGUGGCCUGAAUGUAAGCUUGCUGGCCUGAGUAACAAUGCUUAUAACGGAGUGACGAUUUAACUGCAUACUUGGAUCUAAACUGGAAUAUAGUCCAAAUUAAAGACACUACUGUUUUAUACUGGCUAACUAUUUUCACAGCUCUUUGCUAUUGCCACUUAUCCUCUUAUAUCCAUCUGCACUACAGAACCAACGUGUCUUUAUAAUCAUAAACGCAAACAGCACAAGUUUUUUGUUUUUUAAUAUGGAAUCAUGAUCUAAUUUCAGAUGAAACUUCAACCUACUCUGUAAUGACCAGUAACUUUACAACACGUUACAGCUUCACUGAUCUCUCUAGAGCUGCGUUAGUGAUCCUUCCUUUUUAGUAUUCCAUCCAUACACCCUGGUGACUUCCUGUUGCACUUUCCUUCUGUAUUAUUCAUUAUGGAUGACCGAUAUCAAUGAGCUGAAUAGCAUGGAAGCUAGCCAACAGCCCCAUCCCGAUAAUGAAGCUCACUCAGUCAAGGAUGUCUAAUAUGUAUAAAACACCAGACCAAAACCUGUUUGUUUUUGUUUUUAUAAACCAUCAUUAAGAUUGGCUGCUAAGUGAACACACUUCAUGAAGAGAAUGAAUUUACUGUGGAGUGAUGACAUACUAACAGAAUGUGUGAAUAAGAGACUGUUAUGGAAAUACAAAACAUUUCUCAUCAAAUAUAGGAAUGAAAAUACAA